Messenger RNA from Cydia amplana, 851 nucleotides. It is a transcript of the gene Trax, whose product is annotated as translin-associated protein X. Gene Ontology annotation, cellular component: cytoplasm; nucleus. The transcript is spliced from 6 exons. Bases 1 to 834 code for a protein of 277 amino acids. Gene Ontology annotation, molecular function: RNA binding; sequence-specific DNA binding; RNA endonuclease activity. Lineage: Eukaryota; Metazoa; Arthropoda; Insecta; Lepidoptera; Tortricidae. The record is from RefSeq and is a predicted model, not a curated record.
AUGUAUAUUGGCAACCCUAGUCACCACCAUAGCCAGAACCACACUUUAUCCUCCGUGGCCAAGGAGACGGCGGAGUCUCUGCCGGCGGAUAGUCCGGUGCUGGCGCUGUUUAAAGCCACGGCGCAGAAACUUACGGAGCGCCAGGACCGCCACGAGCGGCUCGUCAAACUUUCGAGGGAUAUCACCAUCGAGAGCAAGCGGAUUAUCUUUCUCCUACAUUCUUCUAUAACCAAAGAAUCUGCAGACAAAGUCAUCCAAGAGGCUAAGGAGCGAAUUCAGAAGCUGAUCCAAGGGCCUCUCAAGUAUAUUGGUAUAGAGCUUGAGCACAGCCCAGCGCAUCUGCAUGGUAGAGCUGUAACUGCAGGGUUUCAGGAGUUCAUAGAGGCAUGGACAUUCUUUACACUCAUGGAGCGGAAGGAGAUCAUAUCAUGGAAGGAUGUGCAGACCCAACUGACAUACACAGUGGCUGCUAAGGACUCGGAGGAGGAGCGGACAGUAGUCACCAUGCUCACAUACAAUGAUUACAUGCUAGGGGUAGCAGAUCUAACAGGAGAACUGAUGCGGAAGGCCAUCAACAGCAUCUCAAGUGGAGACAGUGAGGAUUGCUUCUACGCUUGUCAGGUUGUGCGCGAUCUGUACACAGGCUACUGCGGAUUAUUCGGCGGCGGGCGCGAGCUGGCGCGCAAGUCGUCGACGACGCGCGGCAGCGUGGCCAAGGUGGAGGGCGCCGUGUACGCGCUGCGCGUGCGCGGCGGCGAGGCGCCCGCGCAGCUGCUGCUGCCCGCGCCCGACCAGUGGGAGCGGGACCAUGACGAAGAUGAAGGCUUUUACUAGUUUACCUGACGUGUUGU